Messenger RNA from Rotaria sordida, 984 nucleotides. Lineage: Eukaryota; Metazoa; Rotifera; Eurotatoria; Philodinida; Philodinidae. The record is from the annotation of a GenBank genome assembly.
AUGCCAAAUCAUGUUGAAACAGCUUCUCAUUGCUUGGUUCGAUGGGAAGAUGAUGUCAAUCAAUUUGCAAUUGUUGAUACAAAACGAUCAAAAUCAGUAUCUCCAUUAAAAAUUGGUCUCACAACCUGUUUUGAAGGUUUUCAACGUGAACGUCGUCGAGGAACAAUUCUUUUUUUAGGUUCUAAAAAAGAUUGUUGUGUUUAUGGACUUGAUUUAGCUGAUGAUGAUAGACAUGUGAAUAUGUAUCAAUGGAGUGCUCCUCCUGGUCUUCGGGAAGAAUCAGAAGAAAUUGUUCAAACAAUUCGUCAGAGUACUUCUUCAUUUAAACGAACAAUAUCAACCAUGUCGUCAUCAUCAUCGAGUUCAACAACAACAGGAACAAAACAAAAGAAAAAAAAGGUUAUCAAUAACAAUCCAAACGAUGACGGACCAACAACAAAAGAUAAAUCGAUGCCACCACCUCCAUUAGCAUCAACAAUAACAAUAUAUGAUACGUUUAAUGCAUCUGAUAAAUGUGUUAGUGAAGGUCAACAAUCAAAUUCAAAUAAUAAACAUCAAUCAUCUUCACUUGUUACCUCAAAUUGUUCAACAACAAAUUCAAUAACAUCAUCAUCAACAGAUAUUAAUAGUUUACUCGAAGAAAUCAAAGUUUUACGUGAAAAACUUUCAUCUAUGGAUAGUGUUGAUUUAAAAGGUCAAAGUUACACAAAAUUGAAAGCAAUAAAUCCUGAAUUAAUGGAUAAUAUUUAUAAAUAUGUUCAAUAUGUUCAUGCUCCUAAAAUCAUUACACAAGGCGAAUUUUCUGGUGCAAUUUCGCUUCGUAGUCGACAUUUGGUUGAUCAAGAUAAAAAUAAAGAAAAUUCAUCAACAGCUUCGACAAAGAAGCAGCACCAGAAAUAUUUGAAAAACAAAAAAAAUACUGAACAUCAACAACGUUUAUCUUCACCAAAAGAAGUUUUAGUGGAGAACUCCGAUUCUGAAUGA